This is a messenger RNA of Acomys russatus (golden spiny mouse), 990 nucleotides long. RefSeq names its product coiled-coil domain containing 54 (gene Ccdc54). The record is from RefSeq and is a predicted model, not a curated record. The coding region runs from base 1 to 990 and encodes 329 amino acids. The transcript has a single exon. Lineage: Eukaryota; Metazoa; Chordata; Mammalia; Rodentia; Muridae.
AUGUACAGACUUCACACCAGAAGAGUAAAAGCCGCCGCUGGGCAUGUGUGGACUUCGAAUCUCCACAGGAUCAGACGAUCUCUUAAAAAUGUUUACCAGAAAUGUAAGACCCGGCACUCGUAUUCAACUAGCUACCCAGCGACUGCUGCUCCUCAUUGUGACCGAGACGAUCUCAGUUUGAAUGGAGAAACUAGUCUAACAGCAAUGCUGCAAGACAUUAAAACGGGACAAAUGGAGCUCCUCAACCAAAUGACCGACAUCGUCAGCCCAAUAUCAAGCAUCCAGGAAGAGAUUCAUCAUUAUCAGAAGCAGAUGGAAGUCCUAGAAACCAGAAUAAACAGUAGCGAAGACAGACAAAUUACAGUCACCAAAGACAUCCUGUCUAUGAAGGAAGACCUAGACACUCUGAAGAAGAAGGUGACGGAGCUAGAGAGCCAGAACUCUUUCUCCAGCAUUCACUGUCUCCAGGUGCUGGAGGGACAGAAGGGUAAAGAAAUUGUACAACUGCUCCAUAAGCUCCUGCAACCUGAAAGACCGGAGGGCACCGCCGCCCCCACAGACACUGCCCUCUCCUCGGCAGAACCAGAGAGAGCGCCCAGCUAUCCGGAGAGUUCUGGUCAGACUAAGAAAAGAACAACGUCUCCUCAAACUGUAACUCUGAAGAAAAAUAACAGCCUCCAAAACUCAUCAGUGAGUUGUAAAAAGGUACAGUCAAAUAUUUAUAUUUACCCUGACUUCAGUACGUGGAUCAAGCUCACUUUUGUUCACAGAGGAAACUGGAGAUUUUUCCUCAGUGCCACCAAGUUAGAGGAAUUCAUCCAAUGGCUACUGUCUAGGCCAACCAUCCUUCCCGAGGAACCACAAAUCGUACCCCAGAGAGACUGGGCCUUCACUGGACCCAUUGAGAGCUUGACCACAAUCUGUCUCUCUCUUUUCAACUAUGUUUACUGCCUUUUUGGUUCUUCAAAAGAGGAAAUAACUCGCCUUUAG